AUGGGAGAAUUGAAAAAGUCUGUAAGUGUGCAAGAACAACGCGCAUUUUUGAAAAUUUGUACUCUACUGAAUUAUUCAAUUGGACUAUCGGGAAAUCUUUUGCAAAAAGCAGUGGGCAAGAACGCGCUCAAGAAAAGUGCAGUGAUUAAUUGGAUGAAAUCGUUCAAAGAGGGACGGACAAAUACUGAGGAUGCACUGAGGUUGGGUCGACCGAGAUCGCCUUCCAAACAAGAAAGGCAAGAACGAAUCCAGGAAGUGUUGCGAUGCUUUAGUAGAGUGAGCAUUAAUAACAUCUCCGCACAACUGAACAUACCUUUCGCAUCGGUAGAAAGAAUAUUAAGAGACGAUUUAUGUCUGGUGUCCAAGCUCGGCGAAUAUGGUCCUCAUUCGUUGUCGCCUUCCCAGAAGGAGAAGCGAGUUGAUAUUGCACAUAUGAACUUGUCGUGGCUUAGUCAUCGCAAAGAUGACUUAAGAAGAUUCAUUUGCCUGGACGAAAGUUGGUUCGAAUUUUUCACCCCCCUUCAAAGACAUCAAGCGCGCUCCUGGGUUGGAUCAGGCACAUCAGCCGAGCCCAUACCACGCGCAGAAUUGCACGAGAGGAAGGUCUUACUGAUAGUAGGCAUAGAUGUUCACGGCGUGGCGUUUUGGAAAACUUAUAAGGAAAAUAUCACAAUGACAGCCGAGCGCUAUAAAUCGUUUUUAGAGGAAUAUAUCCCAAAAUGGGCGAUACAUCGCAACAUCAAAGCAUCAGUUCUACUGCAUGACAACGCUAGACACCACAAAGCCUACGUAGUUCAGGAGUUAAUCGAAGACAGGAGUUGGAUUGAGUUGCCGCAUCCACCAUAUUCACCUAAUAUGAAUCCGUGCGAUUUCAACCGCUUUGUAUUCCGCCAUUAA
Molecule: messenger RNA, 897 nt
Organism: Neodiprion virginianus
Lineage: Eukaryota; Metazoa; Arthropoda; Insecta; Hymenoptera; Diprionidae
Product: histone-lysine N-methyltransferase SETMAR-like
Exons: 1
Coding region: 1-897 (298 amino acids)
Molecular function (GO): nucleic acid binding
Source: RefSeq, a predicted model, not a curated record